AUGGUGCUGUUUCAGCGGCCAAACUGUAGGCAAAGUCCAGACGCGAAGACAGCUGGUACAGCAGUUAUAAACUGCUACACCAACCAUCCUCACCUUGCUGGCCUGCAAAAAUGCUUCUUCACGCCUCUCUUAAAGGACCUCAGGAAGUGGGGAACACGCGUCGGCAAAGCGGGCAACAAAUCUGGCAAACACAAAUGGGUGCCGCUAGACAUUGACGUGAAGGCGACGAGGCCCGGCAAGCAUGCGCCGUCGCACAACCAGAGGCAGGACCACGACACCGUGUCCCUGAACGGCGAGGACCGGCGCGCAGGCCCCCAGUCAGGCGCGGACCGGGGCUCCGGGCGGGGCCGGGGCGCGGGCCGGGGCGCGCGCGGGAUCCGACGCAGGCCCGCGCCGCCCCUGCACCUGCCCUACCAUGAUUACCAUCACGACCUGCCGCAGGUUCGCGUAGGCCAAGGCCUAGUAUCCGGCGUAGUAGGCAGCGUGGGGGGCGUAGUAGUCCAGUACCCGCUGGGAGCGCCCUUAGCGCCGCCAUUAGCUCAAGCCUUCUACUACGGGGCGGCUGCCGCUAACGCUACGCCCUACGGCCUGGGGCUAGACCAUACCACGCUGAAGGAAUUGAUCAAGAAGCAAAUCGAAUACUACUUCAGUCCUGACAACUUAGCACGCGAUUUCUUCCUCCGCCGCAAGAUGGCGGCCGACGGAACCAUUCCUGUCACUCUGAUCGCGUCAUUCCACCGCGUGAGAGCUUUGACUGCGGACGUGCAGUUAGUGCUGGACGCCAUAAGGGACUCGGAUAAACUGCAGCUGAUUGCUGGAUUCAAGGUGCGAACAGCGUUCGAGCCCACAAAAUGGCCCAUUCUCGACAUCACAGCAGGCGGGCCGAAUCCAGAAUCCGAGGAAACUACACAAAACCAGAAAUCACCGGAAGACAUCAAACCCAAAGAGGAAUCCGAAGCCAAAAACCCAUCGGGCAACGAAAAGACCACUACCACUUCUGACGGCGAAACCAGUUCCGAGCCGAACAAAACUAGUUCGGACUCCAAUAAGACUAGUUCGGACACGAAUAAAACUAGUGCGGUCCCGAACAAGACUAGUUCGGACUUGAAUGAAACUAUUCCGGAGGUCAGUGCGUCCGCAAUUGAUGCGGUACCGGUGCCGGUAGCAGUCAAAGAGUUGAAUGUCAGAACGGAAGGGGCGAAGAAAGAAGCACCCAGAAUAGAACCGGAGACCAUUGUGGAGGUUUCGGCGUUGGAGGAAGUCAGAGUGGUGAAUAAUGCGCCUGAGGUGAAGUUCGAUGAUAGCCCAGAAAAGAAGGAAGCAGAAGCGCAGCAGGAGCAGGAGAAGAAGGCGGCAGACGCCAACGAGGAUCCGCCGCUGCAGUCCGAAGCUGGGGAAGAAAAGCCCGGGGAGAAACGGCGUAAGAAACAAAUGGUGGGUAUAUUCCCAUUGGCCACGAUGGGCGGGCCUCUGGUGGCCCCAGUGUCCAGUUUACUGAGAGCCGUGCCGCCCCCGCCCUUACCAAGAAUGUUUCGCACCGGCCGCCUCGGGCCGAGUCCCCACGACCAUCUAAACCCCGAUGUGCCCGAAUUCGUCCCGCUCGCCAGACGAUUGGAAGAACCUGGCAGUGAGAAGGCAGAUCAGGAAGAUCGCCGCAGUUCCGGCACCGGCAGCCCCCAGACGGAGACGAUCGACGUUUGGACCGAGGUGAAACGUCGCAACAAAGCCGGCUCCCGGGAACGGACCGCGCCCGCGCCGCCGGCCGACGACAACGAACCACGCGAGGAGUUACACUUCCAGCUCGAUGAGGAGUUGGAGCUGCCUCCACCCAGGCAGAACACCUUCACUGAUGCACUUUCUGACGAGGAAUCGGACGCCGAGUUCACGGACCGCGAUAUCGGACGUCUUUUAAUCGUGACUCAGACCGCGACGCGGGCCCCCAAGCAUGACCCUCACGACCGCCAGGGGGACUGGAGCACCAGGACUAAGAUCACACAGGAUUUGGAGCAGGUGAUCACUGAUGGCCUGAGACGAUAUGAAGAGGACCUAUGGAAUGACACAGAAUAUACUUCGUCGUACGGCAGUCAAUCCCAGUACCGCACCGUGUCCCUGAUAACCCGGGAGCAGUUCGAAGCUACCCAACCCCCUGGACGGCACCAGAACCCUUCGGAGCCGCCCCCGCCACCGCCGCCCACCCAUCCCGCUUCACACCAUCACCAAGCAGCGCAGCGGAACAAGAUGGAACAAUCCGAUGCCGGUGGAAAAGCGAAACGGCCUCGUCGUACAGCUCGUUUCUACGCCGCCAGCAAGGAUCCUCACGCUACUGAUGUCAUUGUGAGCCGUAAACACAAGACUCGGUACAGCUUGAACCCGCCCGUGGAACACCACGUCGGAUGGAUUAUGGACGCGCGCGAGCAUCGACCCCGGACCCACAGCACCGGGUCGUCCCUAGGCACGUCCCCCACGUUGGGGUCCUCGUGCGGAUCCGUGCCUCAAGCCCUGCCAGCGUUCCAUCACCCUUCGCACGGGUUACUACGCGAGAACCACUUCACGCAGCAGGCUUAUCACAAAUACCACUCCAGAUGUCUCAAAGAACGCACGAAGCUGGGCAUCGGCCAGUCGCAGGAGAUGAACACGCUGUUCAGAUUCUGGUCAUUCUUCCUGCGGGACCACUUCAACAGGACCAUGUACAACGAAUUCAGGACGCUAGCGAACGAGGACGCGGUGGGCGGGUUCCGCUACGGGCUGGAAUGCCUGUUCCGCUUCUACUCGUACGGACUCGAGCGGAAGUUCCGUCCGGAACUGUACCAGCACUUCCAGCUGGAGACCAUAGCCGACUACGAGAGGGGUCAACUCUACGGAUUGGAGAAGUUCUGGGCUUUCUUGAAAUACUACAAACACGCCACCGCGCUACAAGUGGAGCCCAAACUAGAAGGAUACCUGUCCAAAUUCCACAGCAUUGAAGAUUUCAGGGUGCUAGAGCCCCAGUUGAACGAGCUGCUGGCGGCGCAGGGCCCGCGGGCCCCGGGGCGCGGGCCCCACGCGCGGCCCUACCUGCGGCCCCGCUCCGUCUCCGAGUCCGAUCGACUGCUCACCGCACCGAGGCAAAGUAGACCGGUGGCACCUUCAGGCGCGGGCCCUGGCGCAGGAACAGCGGGGUCUGGUCCCGGGACGAGUCGGGACAAUAACCGCGGCCGCGCCGGCUCCUGCGGCGCUCAGAGUGUAGUAGCCACGGCGACGCCCAGACCUAAGAAAACAAAACCAGAAGCCGCACCACCAGCCGAACUGAAGAAUCAACAAGUUGCUGCCAAAACGCAAUAA
Molecule: messenger RNA, 3321 nt
Organism: Chilo suppressalis (striped riceborer)
Lineage: Eukaryota; Metazoa; Arthropoda; Insecta; Lepidoptera; Crambidae
Source: the annotation of a GenBank genome assembly